Pieris macdunnoughi is the source of this 1728-nucleotide messenger RNA. The record is from the annotation of a GenBank genome assembly. NCBI's taxonomy places the organism in Eukaryota, Metazoa, Arthropoda, Insecta, Lepidoptera, Pieridae.
AUGGGCUCACGCGGCGUAGCACACUGGAUCUGGGUGGUAGUGGUAGCGUGGGCGUGGAGCGCUGCAGCGCGCACAUUAUGUCCGCCACGAUGCGAAUGCGACGACGCGCUCAGAGCUGCAUCGUGCGCCAAUGCAGGCCUCGAAAUAGUGCCUAUACAACUCAACCCAGAAGCAACACAAAUAAACCUAACCCACAACUCUAUCGACAAUCUUCUAUACACAUUCGGCUUUUAUACCCAACUAACCAUCCUCGACAUUUCGUACAACAAAGUACAAGACUUAGGAAGUAGGAAUUUUGAUAACAACAUCGAAAUGACCCAUCUAAACGUGAGUCACAAUGCUCUCAGAAAGUUAGACAAAGACACAUUCAUUGGUCUUAAGAGACUCGUCGAUCUGAAUUUAUCUUAUAACGAAAUAUCUACUAUAGAUGCACUAACUUUCAAAGAUCUAACAGUAUUAGAGAGACUCGAUAUGUCUAAUAAUAAAUUAGUGACUUUUGAAUCUGAUACGUUUGAACCGCUAUCUUCACUUCGGAUUUUAUAUUUAAAAAAUAACUCUAUACUAGAAAUACCAUCCGUCAAUUUACUGACAAUUAUAAGUCUAGAGUUUUUAGAUCUCUCAGAAAAUUUGAUACAAAGGAUACCAAAGCAUGGGGUGCCGUACUUGAAGGAAUUGAAACAUUUAGAUCUGAACAAUAAUAUAAUCGAAGAAAUCGAUCACUUGGGCCUUCACAACUUACCUUCUUUGCGACACUUAGAUCUUAGCGAUAACAACAUGACUACGAUUCCAACAUCAGCUUUGUCAAAGUUGUCGAAUUUGUCUCACUUGUAUUUGAGCGGAAAUUUCUUCCAUAAUGUAUCAGCGUUGUCUUUUCAAAGCCUCUUUCAUUUGAAACAUUUACACUUAAGUAGGAUAUACAAUUUAGAAAAAAUUGAUUUCAGAGCAUUUGUUGAUAAUAUAAAUCUACAGAAGAUAUGGAUGAAUGAAAACUUAAGAGUAAAGGAAGUGCCUCCGAGAUUAUUCCAUGGGAAUCCUAAGCUGACACACGUUUAUAUGAGAAACAAUGCUUUAGAAACCCUCGAAGCUUCACACUUUCCAAUCGAUACUUUACAAGAACUUGAAAUAUCAGGAAAUCCAUUUGUAUGUAACUGUUCAUUAGUAUGGUUAUGGAAUCUUAUAAGAGAAUGUGAACUUCGGAGCCGAAAAAGUGAAAAUAGUAGUACGAUACUUAAAAUUGAUUAUGAAGAUGUAAAAUGUGCUGCACCAGAGCAUUUGAAGGGAAUUAGUUUUAUUCAGAUUCCCGAGUCAGAGUUUGGCUGCUCCAGUGGGUGGGUUAUAGUCGCUAUCGUGGUGAUGACAGUGAGCAUCAUUACAAGCAUUGUUGGUGGAGUAUUGUACUUUAUUGGACCUCUAAAGAAAUGUAAAGGAGACAAAUCAAAGCAAGUUAUGACUAGCGUUAUGCUUAACGGUGAUGUUUCAAAAUUGGGCAACGGAUUAGUUUACACAACCCGUGGUAGAGAAACUGAUAGUAAAAGGGAGGUCGAUAAAUACUUAAUGAUCGGUUCGUCUGUUACUAACAACUUCCAUUCAUUAAAUCCUCCCUGGCAAGCCAUGGAUAAGAACCCUUAUUACCAGGAAGAUAGUGAUGAGCACAUUUAUCAACAGUUUGCUUAUGAAACUAUUCCUCCACACAGGACCCCAGAGAAACCACACAUAGUGUAUGUGUAA